GAUGCCAAGUGCAUGACAAACCGAAGAAAAAUCAUCUGCCCCCGGGAAAGCGUAGCGACGUCCGGUAACUGUCCAGCGCCGGUGAAGACCCGAGCUCCAAGUUCCAAGAGUGCCGCAGUAGCCCGUACUCGAGUGCGCCGAUCGGUCGACGGGAUUCGGCCCGGAGCAGCCAAGAUUACCCCCGGGCGCAAGCGUCGACGUUCCCCCGGCAGCGAGCAUCCACCGGCCACACUUAUGAAAAAGUACUUCCUCAACAAAAUGUCCACCGGCAAGCGUCUGGCGAAGCGCUCGAUCGUGGGUACGCGGGUGUGCGCGCCCGGUACCGACGGCAUCUGGUACUCGGGCAAGAUCGAGUUCGUGAAGACGGCCGCCGACCAGAAGCCGGAGGGCGGUGCGGCCGGCACCGGUGGCAGCGUCAUUCCCGGCCUGACCACGCCGGCCCGCUACACGGUGCUGUUCGACAACACCACGGACGUGGCCGGGCUCGGGCUGGCGCGGGAGUUCCGCGAGACCGAGCUGAUCGGGCCCGGCUUCCGGACGAUCGCCGACGUUAAGCUGAAGCCGGGCCAGAAGGUCUUCCUGACCUACAACGGGCGCGAGAAUGCCGGCGAGGUGAUCACGCACGACGACACGAAGGACGAGGUGAAGGUGCGCAUCACGGUCGGCUCGACGAACGCGGGCGCUCAGGAGGCUCCGAUCGAACUGACCAAGCGUCUCGAGGAAGUGCGUCUGCUGGAGUCGCGCCGCUCGCUGCGACUGGCCGUCCAGGAGAAGGAUACGGACUUUGCCCGGCUGGCGGAUAUGGCCGGUGACAGACGGAGACAAUCAAGCAGCAUCGAUGUGCCAUUCUCACUGACGCAACAGAACGGAUCUCGCAAACGACGACCCUCGUACUCGCAGGACGAUCGAGAGUACUUCAGUAUUAACGACGACGAUCCGAUGGAUGAAUGCAACGCCGCGCUGGUACUUAUGAGUUUGUCCUGCUCGCCGAACUCAUCCGCACAUGGUUACGAUACACUGCUUGGCACCAGCUCCGGCUCGAGCACCACGUCCUGGAGCACCGGAUCGACCUCGCCGCCGCUGAGCGAGGAUGGACAUUCCACACCGCCGACCCACCACCACCAUCACGAGCUGAACCACCACCACCAUCAUCACCAUCACACGAGCAACCACCACAAUGGGCGCCAUCAGGCGGUGGGCGAGAUUGUGCGUGGCGCACGCACCACCUCCCUGUCGACCUCGGACGAGGGCAUCGGCAUGGAGUACAACGAGGAUAUGCCCCGGAAGCGUCGGGCCAGUCAGCGAAUCUUUAAAUGCACCUGGAAAGGUUGUGGUCUCAACUACUCUACAUGCGCCGAGAUCACUUCACACGUUAGGAACGCACAUCUUGGACCACGCAAGCCGAACGAGUACAGCGACGAGGAGGACUUCUUCUUCACCGAAACCGAGGAUGAGAGCGACGAGAGCGCCCCGAAUCCACCCUCGCCACCGACGCUGAGCCACCGCGACAUGGCCCGCCCGCCGCACGAGGACCCGGAGUACCAGCGCCAGAUCGUUGGCAACUACCGGCAGGGGCUGCUGUCUCAGACGCAGGCCCUCCAGCAGCAUGCCGCCGCCGCCGCCCACCAGCAACAGCAGCAGCAGCAGCAGCAGCAGCAACUUCAGGCGCAGCAGUUGGCCUCCAUCAAGCCGCCGCUGCCGGCCGGCCUGACGGUGGCGGCCCUCAGCAGCAACGGCGCGUCAUCGUCGGCGUCGUCGGCGUCGAGCAACGGGACCGGCAGCUCGAACGGCAGCACCAACGGCACGAGCAAUACCCACAGCAGCGUUUCGCCACUGAUCCACCACAAUUACACCUGGUCGCAGGUGAGCCCGACAUCGCCCCAGAAGCACGUGCGGCUCUCGCCCCGCCCGUCGGCCUCGUAUCCGUACCCGUCGCCGAACUACCAGCACCACUACCAGGCGCAGGCCGCCCAGCAGCAGCAGCAGCACCACCAGCAGCAGCUCGGCCACAUCCAGCUGUCACCGGGCAGCGGCAGCGCCACGGGCACCAGCGGCACCGCCGCCUACCACCAGCUGCUGGCCGGUGCGGCCGCCGCCAGCGCCGGCGCCGUCUCGCUCGGCUCCUACAGCACCAGCUCGAGCUCGAGCGCGGGCAGCGUCGGCAGCGGCGGCCAGCACCGUUCGCCGGUGUCGCCGAACCGUCGGACGCGCGGCGAGAACAAGAAGUGCCGCAAGGUGUACGGCAUGGACCACAAGGACCAGUGGUGCACGCAGUGCAAGUGGAAGAAGGCCUGCAGCCGGUUCGGCGACUGAUCCAAGCCGGCCUCCGGCAGCAACCGCAAAGCAGCAGCAGCAGCAA
Anopheles coustani is the source of this 2359-nucleotide messenger RNA. Its product is annotated as zinc finger protein 395-like. Gene Ontology annotation, molecular function: DNA-binding transcription factor activity; RNA polymerase II cis-regulatory region sequence-specific DNA binding. Gene Ontology annotation, biological process: regulation of transcription by RNA polymerase II. Lineage: Eukaryota; Metazoa; Arthropoda; Insecta; Diptera; Culicidae. The record is from RefSeq and is a predicted model, not a curated record. The coding region runs from base 13 to 2313 and encodes 766 amino acids. The transcript is spliced from 7 exons. Gene Ontology annotation, cellular component: nucleus.